AUGCACGUCUCCAUUAUCUCAGCGAUUGCAGGCCUCGUCGCCGCCGGAGCCGUCAGCGCCUGUGCUUGCACGAACAACGCCGACGCGGGCCGCUGGGUGGACAGCUCGUCCCCAGGCGCCGUGGCGGCCGACUUGGCAACCGAGGGCGGUGGCUGCCGCUCGGGGUCGGAGCAGGGCUAUAUGUGUGUCUCCAUCACCAACCCGAACGAGUCGAUCGAGGAGUGCAUGGCCAACUUCGCCAUUAAUGCGCAGAGCUACCAUAGCGACUGGUUUCUCUGGACCUCGAUUGACUGCACGGAUGGUGAUAGCACUGCCACCCUCAGCAUCACCGGCAGUGCGCCAGCUUGA
Molecule: messenger RNA, 348 nt
Organism: Cryphonectria parasitica EP155
Lineage: Eukaryota; Fungi; Ascomycota; Sordariomycetes; Diaporthales; Cryphonectriaceae
Exons: 1
Coding region: 1-348 (115 amino acids)
Source: RefSeq, a predicted model, not a curated record